AUGCAUGUGAUGGCAAUGCAUUCUUCCUUUCGACCGUAUAAAUGUCGUUCUUGUGAUUUUCAAGAUUAUCGAAAGCCAGGAAUGAGAAAACACUGUAUACUUACUCACGGUGAGGACAUGGAUCCGGUUGACAUCAGUAACGAUGUGAAGCGAGCCGAAUGGGACAGUGUGAUGCGGCGAUGUUUCCCUGAAUUUGGCUAUCGGACAGGAUUUCUCAUUGAGUCAAAACCGGCGCCGUUGCUAACUCCUGAAGCCUCUUCAUAG
Messenger RNA from Strongylus vulgaris, 264 nucleotides. Lineage: Eukaryota; Metazoa; Nematoda; Chromadorea; Rhabditida; Strongylidae. The record is from the annotation of a GenBank genome assembly.